AUGUAUAGAUAUGAACGCGACGGUGCCGCGUUAGCAAUGUAUUAUAAAGGAAAGCUGGUAGUGGAUCUCUGGGGUGGCUGGGCUGAUCGCAUGAAUGAGAGGAGUUGGACACAAAAUACGAUGGCUAACAUCUUUUGCUGCACUAAGGUAAGAAAACUAAAAUGUGCUGGAAAGGAAGCGGAGACGUCUUGCGACGCGCUUUCAUCUAGUGCUACAAAAGAGCCUGCUGAUCAAGCGAAUAUGCAGAACGAUGGGAACGAGCUGAAUGCUUGCUUUGUACGUCUUUUUCGAUGUAUGUAG
Molecule: messenger RNA, 300 nt
Organism: Cylicostephanus goldi
Lineage: Eukaryota; Metazoa; Nematoda; Chromadorea; Rhabditida; Strongylidae
Source: the annotation of a GenBank genome assembly